Molecule: messenger RNA, 3133 nt
Organism: Amblyraja radiata (thorny skate)
Lineage: Eukaryota; Metazoa; Chordata; Chondrichthyes; Rajiformes; Rajidae
Gene: znrf2b
Product: zinc and ring finger 2b
Exons: 5
Coding region: 805-1512 (235 amino acids)
Biological process (GO): proteasome-mediated ubiquitin-dependent protein catabolic process; protein K48-linked ubiquitination
Cellular component (GO): cytoplasm; intracellular membrane-bounded organelle; membrane
Molecular function (GO): ubiquitin protein ligase activity
Source: RefSeq, a predicted model, not a curated record
UGUACAUCUCCAUCUCUCGCCGUCUUCAUUGUUACUGUGUGAUCUCUUCCUGCUGUUUUUGUGACGUGUCCUGACGUGAGAAGGGGGCAGGCAGCCAGCCAGUCAUUGAGUUUGAGUCUCGCUGUCUGUUGUGAAUGUCUCCGGGUGUCAGGCUGCUCGCUCGACCUCUUGACUUCUAACGAUGCGUUUGCGCGUCUGCCCGCUCAGGGCUGAACACGGAGUUCCCCAGGCGUGAGGACAAGGAAGGAGGAAGGGAAUGGGACAGCUCAACAGAAAGCAACAGCUCACUCUUGUUUUGAUGCCAUGCUCCUGGUUUAGCACCGCGAUGGCGGAGAGCGCUGCCCGGCAGCAGCAACAGCAGCGGCAGCAGCCCCGAGCAACAGCGGCAGGAGGAGGUGGACUAGGAGCCGGACCAGCUCAGCACUCACCCCGGCUACACAGCCGCCGAGCGGCAGGUACUUUCUGAAGCCUGCCCACCCUCCAGGAGACCGGUGGGAGGGAGAGGACAGGAGUAGUGGAGGUGAUUCGGUGUUGCUUUGUUGAGAUCUUACUACCCCUCUCACCGACUCACACAAACAAACAAACACACAGUCUGUGAUCUUACAAAAACGUCUCCUGCCAAAUGUGUAUCAACUGAGGAGCCCCGUCGACACUCAACUCACUCACUCCGCGGCGAGGAGGGGUUACUCCCGGGAGAACAAUUUGGGAACAUUUUUGGGGCAAAGGGAGCCAGACGUGGAAAGUGAAUCAGAAGUUUACUGACCCAGGAUCGGUUGGGAAGGGCAUUCGUUCGUUCAUUCAGUCAUGGGACCAAAACAGAGCAGCCCGACUACAAACGGGCGGACCCGAGCCUACUCGGGCUCCGAUUUACCCUCGGCCACGGCCAGCAGCAACGGGAGUAACCGCUCGGUGGCCGGUUCCAGCGGCUCGGGGCCCGUCUCCGUGUCGGGUGCCGGGGUGAGCAGCGCCUUGGCCGGCGGCCGCUACCACUACGUGAGCCCGGCGGCUGCUGCUGGAGGUGGAGGAGGCAGCAGUAGAGGGGCGGCGGCGGCAGCGGCGGUGGUGGUGACUGGGGGCAGCAGCCGCAACCAGUCCCUCAACAUUCCCAACAGCGGCGGCACCUACAGUUCCCAGGAGGAAUCGGAGAGCAGCACCCCGGAGGAGAGCACGGGGGAGCGGCCGGGAGGCCACGGAGGACCCCGGCUACUGAUCGGAUCCCUCCCCGCUCACCUGUCGCCUCACCUGUUCGGAGGUUUCAAGUGUCCAGUGUGCCUAAAGUUUGUUUCCACGGACGAAAUGGACUUGCACCUUGUAAUAUGCCUGACCAAACCAAGGGUGACCUAUAAUGAGGAUGUACUGAGUAAGGAUACUGGAGAAUGUGCAAUAUGCCUUGACGACCUACAGCAGGGAGACACCAUUGCACGCUUGCCCUGUCUAUGUAUCUACCACAAAGGAUGUAUAGACGCUUGGUUUGAAGUCCAUAGGUCAUGCCCUGAGCACCCAUCAGAUUAAACACUCAACUGAACCAAAUGAGCUGUUGCUUUAAGCAGGUUUCUUCGGACACUUCUGUAAAUGGAACAAACUGUUCCCAUACACAGAGGCUGCAACUGAAUUCCUAAAUGGUGAGGAAAUGCUUCAGAGUGCGAUGAUCAUUGCUGCUUCCCUGGAUUGCUGAAUGAGGAAAACUUACCUUCUGUCCUUUAAACACGACGGCUACAGAUUCAGUGAUGCCACAUCUCUCAUCUCUUCUUUGGAAUACGUUUCGAUAUGCCUGUUGGUGGGCUCUCUUGACAUUUGGACAAUGUGUGCCAUAAUUAUGUGAAGGACACACAACAGUUAAACAAAUUUUCUUUUAGUACACAGCCGAUUUUUAAUUGUCUGGUCAAUAGUUUGUGCCUUUGACAUUUUUUAAAUCAAUUUAUUAUUAAUUGUUUUCUGUACAUUUAUUUGCACUAAUUGCGCUGCCAUUGUCAUUUGUAAGCGAUAUGUGAAUGAUCUUUUAAAUAAGACUGAGUAGGGUGAGCAGAAUCAUAGGAUGGAACUGGACUUCCCACCCAUCACACAUGUACACUCAAAGCAACUUCACUGAAGGUGCCAACGAGCAAAGGAGUUCCUGUCCAGUUAUUAGACACUUGAAAAUGCUACAAAUAUUCAGGAUGUUUUAAGCUGAAAAUGUGAGGGUGCAGUUUAAUGGCACUUUGUCCUUUCACUCGUAAAUGGGAAUAGUGUCAGAAUGAAUCAUGUUUUCUCGACCAGAAAUUAUGGUUUACCAUAAUCCAAUGGAAAAGCCAAUGUAUUCCUGGAGCUCUGGACCUCUUUCAUAAUGGACGGCCUUCCGAAUACAGAGUGGUAUGAUGGGAUUAUCUAUAUCCACUGGAUCUAGGUUUCUGAUGCAACUUAGAAUGAACAGAUCGAAUCUUCUCUCUGCUGGUAUUGUAAUGCCAAUGCAUCAGCGUCAGGAACAUUCGACUUGGCACCUGAUCAACGAGGACUCACAAUGGGACAUUGACUGCUUCUGGGCACUCUUUCUCGGAGAUGGAUCCAGGAGAAAAUGCUGAAGCUACGACAGGAUAGCAAAAGUCUGCUUCCGUGGCCGGGGUUGAGGCAGACUGUCGGGGAGGCUGCUUCACAAGAUAUGAACACUCACUCGAAACUGAGUGAAAAAAGUAGAACGGUGGUCCAAUGCUUUCUGUCUACUUGUCACAAAAGGAUAAAUGUAUGCUUAUAUGUGUACCAGCAACUCUCCUCGGUGUCUAGUUACCAACAAGUCUUGUAGUAACAAACAAAAAAAUGAACUGAGUUUUAAUUGGUAGCAGCUAAUGUUACAGAAACCUUGUAAACUUUGCUCCACUGUUAGGAGUGACCAUAGCUCACCUCUGGGAGGAAGACGAGAUGUUAUUACAAAAUUACAAAUAAAUCAACAUUUUAAAAAAAUCAAUAAAUUGUUAAUAUGUAAAAAACAAAAUCUAUUUACUCCGUGCCUGUUUUGUCCAAAGAUGGUUAAUACAAAAAUACAGAAUGUUGUUCUGAAGUUUUUUUGUGUUUUUUUAGUGCUCAGCAGUCAGUGUGUUUGUAGAAAAAACGAUUUAAAUCCAAAAACCAACUGGUCAAUAAAAUGAACAAAUUCCAAGCA